This is a messenger RNA of Pelagomonas calceolata, 6100 nucleotides long. Lineage: Eukaryota; Pelagophyceae; Pelagomonadales; Pelagomonadaceae. The record is from the annotation of a GenBank genome assembly.
GGCAUCCUCUCCAGGCCGGCCGCAAAAGACGCGUCGGGCCCGUGCACAGGACGCCGACGCGCGCGGGGCGCUCCUCCUGAUCCAUCAGCACAGGAGGACCAAUCGUCGUCUGCGUCUGGGGCUGCCCUGGCCCAGCCUGGGCUGCCUGGGCUCUACCCAGAGACGCGUGCGCGCGAGCCAUUCAUCAAACCGGAGCGAGCAGCGCUGCGAGCCCAACCAUAUCAGUGAAGCAUGGACGUCGACGACCGAUUAGAAUUGAGGGUGGUGAGCGCGCGGGACCUGCCCGAAGUAGAAGGAGGCGACUGCAAUCCGUUCGUGCUCGUGAAGUGCGGCGGCGAGGCGGAGCAGACGCACGUCGUGAAUAGUAGCCAGAAUCCCGAGUGGACGACGCAGCGCAUGAUCUUCCUGGACGUGGCCGAGAACGACGUCGAUCACGUCGUGUUGUCUGUGUGGCACAAGAACCUCGGAGGGGGGUCUGAUGUGCCGCUCGGGCAGGCCAUCGUGUAUCUGAGGACCGUUGUAUUGUCACCGGGCAUCGAGCAGGACGAUCGCAUCGAAUUGACGCCGGUCCCGGGCCAGACCAAUGAAUGUUCAGGUAGUUUACGAGUAGAAUUGUCCUACUUCGUGGGCGAUACGGAUCUGCUGGACGACGACGCUUCCGACGACGAGGAUGUCGGGGCCAAGCCCAACAUGCUCGUGGGUACCUUCAAAAGAGCGAGGGGCUUACAGAAGACCGCUGAUGUGUAUUGCUCGAUAUCUUGCGACGGCAAGAAGGCUCGAUCCCAAGUGAUAAAGCGUACAAAAGGUCCGCUGUUCGACCACGACUUCAAGGUACCCGUAUCUGAUGGGACCAAAGAAGUCCUGAUAAAACUCAAAGAUAAAGGAGUGUUAAGUACGAAGCUCAUCGGGGAAUGUGCCGUACCCAUGGUGGAAGUUGCGGCGCAUGGGGAUAUUGGCUUACAAAGGUGGUUCCGGUUAGUAGGUGCUGGGGGCUCUGUCGGUGGCGAGGAGCGGGGCCAAGUAGAAGUAUCGCUCGCGUGGGUUUAUGACAGAAAAUACGCUAGAUCCGCCGCUCGUUUACUCGCGGGCGCGGCGGAUGUCCUCGCAGCCGCAGGGAACGUGUUUGCGCGCAAGAAACAGGAACCGCGUAUUGAUGAAGACGACAAACCGACGGACGAGGACGCCUGGAUGCUCGAGGAUACAGAAGAUAUGGUACCCCUGAAAUUAACCUCCAAAGAGCAGGAGGAGGUGAAUGAGCGUAGGGAUGCGGGCGUGAUGAUGGCCGAUCGAGCGGUCGAUGAAUUAAAUCAGCGGUUAGCGGAUCGGCUCGAGCCGGGCGACUAUCAGGUGCAAGUGCACGUCAUUGAGUGUCGGGAGCUGAAAGCGGAAGACUUGAAUGGUUUAAGUGAUCCCUACGCGCGCGUCAAGGUGCUGGAUCGAGUGAGGAAGACGCGCGUCAUCAAGAAAUGUACCAGUUGUGUCUUCGAUGAAGUGUUGUAUUUCAAUUUCCGGGAUAUGAAGCCGAACAAGAUCGCCGAAGCGUGUGUCGACAUUAGCAUAUUGGAUUAUGAUGCGAUCGGUAGUCAUGCAUUGAUAGGUGUGACGUCCUUUACGUGUGGAUACGUCCACGCGCAAGAGGGUCACGAGAUCUACCGGAAGUGGUGCGGCAUCGUGGAUAACAAAAAUGCAGAUGAUAACGGGUACCAGGGCUACGUCAAAGUUUCUGUUACUGUACUCGGACCGGGAGACGAACAAAAAGCUCAUGAUGUCGACCGCGAGUACCAAGAAGAGAUCGAGCGAGAACAGGAAAGUGGUGAUGCGGGCGGCAUGGGCGUGAGUGGACCGGAAGAUGUGGAGGGCAAACUGAGGUUUUUGGUGGUCUACGUGUGGGAGGCCGAAGAUUUACCCCAAAUGGACGCGUCCGGUUACUUUUCAUCAGGUGGUAUUGAAGCCUACGUGCGUUGUGAAUUUUGUGGGAUCCACGCCAGAACUUGUUCCGUGUCUGUCUCCGGUAAAGGUAACCUCGCGCCCGAAUUCCGGGAGGAGCUGUGGCUACCAGUGACCGAACCUACAGACGCGUCGACCGUCACAGUAGGCCUGUGGGACUACAACUCUUGGUCACGUGACAGAGCAGUAGCUCAUUUACAUCUACCUUAUGCGGAGAUCAAGAGAGAUAAUCGACGGGUGAAAUUCUCGAUGCUCACGAUGCAGAAAUAUGCCGGCCCGCGGCCGCGGUGGCACAACCUGUACGGGGCUCCAUUAGGUAUACAGGGUAAGCGAGGCGCCUUGCAGAAUCGUUUCGGGGACGAGGCGUCGACGUAUCGAGGGAGAGUAUUGUUAUCUUGUGAGGUGUUGGAGCGGCCCCCGAAGGGCGCGAAGACGGUAGCACAUACGCGAGCCUUCCGGCACCGGGCCUUACCUGGUUUGAAACCGUCAAGAGUGAAAUACCACCUGCGAUGCCUCGCCGUGCUCGGGUCGGAGAUCCCCGCCUUCCGGAGUCCUUCUGUUGUAAAAGGUGGAACGGCGCAGAUGCGUCUCGUCGUCUCUAUUGGAAGACACCAGCUCAUCUUCGGGUUCCGGAAGAAUGAACGAGGAUUGGUGGAAUUCCAUGAAUUGCAACAACUCAAAAAUGUUGAACUACCUGUGCUAUUGGAGGAGUUACCAGAUGUAUGUAUCUACCUGCAGCGGGGGCCGCCGCGGAUUAUGACCGUGUGUUACGCGCGCGUGCCGGCGGCCGCUUUGCUCAAGGAGCAAUUUCGGGGCGACCCGAGGUGGAUCCAACUCAUACCGGAUAAAUGUCGGACCAAGAGGAUGGGCGGCGUCGACCUCGAGAACAACCCCGGGGCGGUAUUACUUAAGCUAGGCUUGGGCUUAAGUGAAGAUGCGAUCUGUCCUGAAUUUAGUUGGAACGAGCAAUUGUUACUUAAAGAAGCUACCACAAAGAAGCCCUAUGCGAUACGCGUAUAUAUCUACCAAGCGAGGCACCUACCGGCGUCCGAUGAAAAUGGUCUACUAGAUCCCUACGUGAAAGUUCGAUUUUGUGGGAAUAAACAAAAAACAAAAAAGCACGACAUGACCACUAGUCCCUUGUUUUAUGAGACAUUGCAAUUUAGCGAGGAAUUACCUGAGGAUCCGCUCUAUGGUCCCGACGUCGUCCUCCAGGUCUGGGACGCCGAUAGGAUGGGUACCAAUACCCAUAUGGCGUUGCUGAGGAUGCCCAUGAGUGAACUGGAGGAGUUAUCCUCGGAAGCGGCAAGGCCCCCGGAGCCGACGUGGCGGCCCUUAUCUGAUGUAAGUGGUGAGCCCUGCGGCGGUGAGUUGCUGUGUUGCGGGGCUCGCAUCCGGAAACACUCCACCAAAGAAAAAACGGCCAGACCGGAACCCAUUACUCCAGCAAUGAGGCAAGCUUGGGUCGAGGUCACGGUCCUAGGUGUACGCCAGUUGAAGACCUACAACCUGCAAACGCCGUCGGCACCUUACGUUAGAGUUGCGGUCCCAGGCCCUGGCGACGGGGGCGGCGAAUUUAGGACACUAUCUUCAUCAAAACCGAACGCGAGGAACGCCAAUUUUAUCUAUCGUAGAGUCAUGUGCGUGGAAAUGGCCGAACAAGCUCGAUUCGGUCCCCAGCUCGAUCUGAGAGUGUACAACGCCGGGUAUACGUCUGAUACCUUGUUGGGAGCUACGUCCGUCGAUCUGUCCCACAAAUUACCUUGGAAUCCACAAGAAUACGUCGCGCCGCAGUCGGAGUUAUUUGACGACGCGGAACAGCGCCAAAGAGAAGCCGAGGCCGAGAAGAAGAAGGCGGCGGAAGCGGCGUUGCUCGAAGCGCAGGAGGAUGCUGAAGACGAGUUCGCCGAUGACAGUGGCGCGGUCGGCGUGUCGUUCGGGGCGGGUGAUGGGGAUAACGACGACGAGGAUUCGAGUGAUGGUGAGUCGAUUGAACACCACGAGCUAGCAAGAAGAGAAAGCGCGGUUGUGGGAGACAACUACCAGGAUAGUGGUGUGGGCGCCUUCGAUUCGCUCAUAGACCAGGCCCUGCCCGAGAUCCACGAGGAUGUCACUUACAAAGAAGAACAAGAACGCAUCGCGGAAGAGAUCGAGCACGAACAACAUGAAUCGGAAAACAAGGGCGGUCUGUUGUCGAUGCUCGGGGCGCGCUUUUCAUCGGUCGACACGGGUCUGGACACGCAUGUGGAUUACAAACUCAGCGAGCUACCGAUAACGUUCCCGUCGCAGUGGGCCGCGGCCGACUACCUUGCGGGGCGGGAGUGGUGGGUCGCGCAGGGUGGGUUAGAGCUCGAAAGGUACUUAAAAACGCGGCCCUUCGAGACCUAUCCGGUUUACAGAGGUAAAAGGCACCCCAAUCCCGCCAAGAGUACUCUCAGAGAAGUAGGACACGUCAAGGCCAUCAUACGCGUCCUGGACGAGGACCCGCAGUUCGAGAACGAGCCCUUCUUCCCCAUGGCUCUUUUACAACCUCAGAUUUAUGCUAUUCGCGUGUAUUGUAUUCGGGGAGCCAACCUCCAACCGGUCGCGGGCACGUCGUGCGACCCCUACGUUCGCGUGAAGCUCGGCAAAGAUACGGAGACGCGGGAGCACAAGAAGAAGACCCUCAAGCCGGACAUCUACGAGACCUUUGAGUUCCGGACGACGCUACCAGGUCCCGCGGAGCUCAAAAUUCAAUUGAAGGACUACUCUCGCUUCAAGCCGGUCCACGAGCUGCUCGGCGAGACGAAGAUAGAUUUGGAGGAUCGGUGGUUCCACAAACAGUGGCAGCAAUUGGAUGAGAAGGAAGGCAACUCGAAGAAUAAACUCAAGCCCAUCGAGAUCCGAGCUCUGCGGAAGGAGGGUUCUAGAGUAGCUCGAGGUCAACUCCACAUGUGGGUCGAGAUUAGGCCUGAAAGAGAAGUGCAACGGGAAGCUCCCGUGGAACUCAGUGCACCAGAGCCCCAAGAGUUCGAGGUGCGCAUCAUCUGCUGGAAGACCAAAGAAGUCCCGUUCGAGUGCGGGGAUUUCUAUGCAGAAUUUGAGCUUGGGGCUUCUGAUCGUAAACGUUCGACGGAUAUCCACUGGCGCUGUCGGUCGGGACGAGCGUCGUGGAACUGGCGCAUCAAGAUGCCCAUUACAUUGCCUCUGGCUUCGCCGGAGAUGGGCCGGCUGUCGGUGCUGCUGUGGGAUAAAGAUGUCGUCAAGUGGAAUGAUGUGGUGGGCCAGACGCAACUGGAUUUAUAUCGCUGGUUAUUGAAGGCCUACCGGGAGAAUCGGUCCGUGAAUGUUUUCAAGGAGAUCAACGAUGCUUUACGACGGAAAAGGGCGGAAGAGGCGGGGCUCGCGAACGAGAGCGACCUGGAGUCGUCCGACGGGAGUUCCGGGGACGAGGAGUCCGAUGAGGACGAGGGCGACGGCGAGGGUGACGGCGGCGACGACGGCGAGGAGACGAAGGAGGAGCCCUCACCAGAUAAUGACGAUGAGAAGUCCGCGUCGAGCAAAAAGAAGAAGAAGAAAAAGAAGGACAAGGACGAGAAGAGCGAGGCGUCCGAGCCGCCGCCGCCGCCGGACAAGCAGGAGAUGGCCGACCGGGACGCGCAUUACUUCGUCGAGCAACUCAAAACGAUGGCGGGCAUCGGGCCGCUCGACGAGACGGCGCAGUGGCUGCGGCUGACCUACAAGGACCAGAAACGACAUAGGGUCGUCGCGCGGGGCUCCAUCGCGAUAUCCGUGGAGAUCCUGCCCAAGGAGGACGCCGACAAUCGACCGGCGGGCGCGGGCAUCUCCGAGCCGAACCAGAACCCCACGCUGCCACCAAGAACGGGCCGCAUGGCCCUGUCGACGAACCCCUUCGCCGUGCUCCAGGAGCUCUUCGGGCCGCGGUGCGUCAUGAUCUUCUGCUGCUGUUUUUGUUUAUGCGUCUUCUUCGUGCUCUGGUUCUACCUGGGCAUGUACUACGUGAACAUCUACACGGAGCUCGAGGCUUUCGGUCUGGUCGGUGGUGAUGAUGAUGUCGAGGUGGACGAUACGGUCGCGGCCGACGACGCGGCGACGGAUGACGCGGCGCGGCGAAUGUUGCGGGGGGCUUGGAUGUAAGGAGGUUGUUUUGUUA